Messenger RNA from Rhododendron vialii, 2160 nucleotides. Its product is annotated as receptor-like protein Cf-9 homolog. The record is from RefSeq and is a predicted model, not a curated record. The transcript has 8 exons. Lineage: Eukaryota; Viridiplantae; Streptophyta; Magnoliopsida; Ericales; Ericaceae. The coding region runs from base 1 to 2160 and encodes 719 amino acids. Gene Ontology annotation, molecular function: protein binding.
AUGGAUCCUCAACCUCCACAUGUACUCAUCUUCCCUCUCCCCUUACAAGGCCCCAUCAACUCCAUGCUGAAGCUCGCCGAGCUCCUCUGCCUCUCCGGCAGCCUCCACGUCACCUUUCUCACUCACUUGAUGGAUCCCCUUAGCCCGAAGGAAUAUCGGCUAAGAGGAAGGGCAUCAGAAGUGAUUUUCCAGCAAACUCCCAGCGACCAAGAAGUUAAAAUUGGUCUCCAGUUCAUGUUGUAUUGUGAUUAUACUCAGUCGGAUUUGUGUGUUGGAUUCAAAUUGAGGAAAAUGGAAAAUAUGAAGUCUUGGAAAAAGGGUUCUGAUUGUUGUUCGUGGGCUGGGGUCGAUUGUGACAACAAGACGGGUCAAGUAAUUGGACUCGAUCUCAGCUGCAGCUGGCUCAAAGGUACCAUCUGCCCUAAUAGCAGCCUCUUCCUCUCCUUUCCCUGCCUUCAAAACCUCAACCUCGCUCAUAAUGACUUUUUCAUGUCUCCCAUCUCACCUAAAUUCACUCAGUUCAACGAAUUGAAGCACCUCAAUCUCUCUGACACUAGUUUUUCGGGCAAAAUCCCCAUAGAAUUCUCCUUCCUAAAUAAACUGGUGUCACUUGAUCUCUCUGCAAAUGAUGAUUUGAGAUUGGAAGAAGGCGGAUUUGAGUUACUCAUUCAAAAUUUAUCCAAGCUAAGAGAUCUUGAUCUUGGGCAUGUAAAAAUGUCUUCUUCAGUGGUUCCGAAUUCCUUGCUCAAUUGUUUUUCUGAAGAAUUGCCCAACUCGAUUGCUAAUCUGAAGUCAUUGGAGGUAUUGUCACUCUCUACUUGCCAAUUUCAUGGGUCCCUUCCUACUUCUCUCUGGAACCUUACACAAAUCAGUGUUUUAGAGCUCCAAUCCAACAAUUUCAGCGGUCCCUUCUUUUCAUGGGAUGCAAACUUGACAGAACAUUUCAUCUUAGAUGUGUCAAAUAAUAGUCUCACUGGUCCUCUUCCUUCACAAGUAAUUGUACCUCCAAAGCUAUGCUUUUUGAGCAUCUGCCGAAACUUGAUCAACGGUACAAUCCCAUCUUGGGUCUUCAAAUUACCCGCAUUCAAGUACUUAGAUCUCAGCUAUAACUUACUGAUGGGUCAUACACUUGAGUUUCUAUCUGCAUCCUUAUGGAUUAUUGAUUUGAGCAAUAACAACCUACAUGGUACGGUUCCAAAUUCAACCUUUGAACUACGAAAGCUUACCCACCUGAUUCUUUCUUCAAAUAGCUUUUCUGGCACCAUUCCUGAAUCAAAUAGAUUCAACGAAAAUCUCAUUAUGCUCGAACUACAUAAUAAUAGCUUCUCUGGCACCAUUCAUGAUUCAUUUUCCAUGAGAAGUCGCUUGAAAACUGUCAAUCUUAAUGACAAUGGGUUUGAAGGCCCAAUACCAAAGUCUUUGGUUAAUUGUAAAAACCUUGAAGUGCUAGAUCUCGGAAGAAACAAAUCUAGGAAUCGGUCAAGCAAUAUGGCGAACAAUCAUUUCACUGGUCCAUUGCCCAUGAAGUACUUCAGAAGUUUCAAAGCAAUGAUGAAUGUGGAUUUGCAUUUUGAUGAUUUGUACAUGCAAAAUGAUGGUCUUGUAAAACCUUAUUAUUAUUCCGCGACUAUAGUAUUCAAAGGAAUGCCCCUGGAAUUCAAAAGAAUAGUAAAAACUUUCACCAUCAUUGAUUUAUCAAGAAACAGAUUCCAAGGGGAGAUUCCUGGAAUCAUUAGUGGGCUAAAUUCGAUUCAAGGACUCAAGUUAUCAUACAACAGCCUUACAGGUCAUAUACCAAAGUCGCAUGGUGAUUUGACGAUGCUUGAAUGUCUAGACCUCUCGUCAAACAAGCUCACUAGGGAGAUUCCUCAACAUCUAGUGAACUUGGAAGGAUAUAUACCUAGCGGCAGGCAAUUCGUUGUAUUUGAAAAUAAUUCUUACAUCAAUAACUUGGCAUUAUGCGGACCUCCAUUGUCAAAUUCAUGCAGUGAUUCUGGCCCACCAGAACCACCGCCGUCGUUGUUCCAACAAGAAGAGGAUUCUCAAUUUGCAAGCGGACUCGAUUGGGAAGUUUGUUGGGGUGCUUGGUUAUAUUUUGAAGUAAAUUGGACAAGAGAGUGGGAAAGGAUGAGUGAGAGAUGUUAUAAGGAGGAGUUGUGA